Molecule: messenger RNA, 1115 nt
Organism: Aplosporella prunicola CBS 121167
Lineage: Eukaryota; Fungi; Ascomycota; Dothideomycetes; Botryosphaeriales; Aplosporellaceae
Exons: 3
Coding region: 124-981 (285 amino acids)
Source: RefSeq, a predicted model, not a curated record
CACGCAAUCCCAAGCAGCCCGGUGCUUUGCCCAACUAUCGCUCAUUCUCCUGUCUAUUCUCUGCAGAUUCACUCAUUCGCAAGCACGGGACAUCUUUCACAAACGCUCUUUACUUUAAACAAGAUGGUUAAGUUCACGACUCUGUUUGGCGGUGCUGUCAUCAGUGCCAGCAGCAUCGCUUCCGCUGCGGUUCUCCCGCGCUCCCCCUUCACUCGCCCUCACGCCGCCUUUGACAACAACGGCGUUGUCGCCGCUACCAGCCCUGCCAUCAGCAUCUGGUACGACGCUGGCAGUGGCGAGAGCACAAACACCAAUCUCCUUCACACGUACACCUGCUACGAGGGCAACCCGCACACGAAGUACCCCCCUUCGGCCAAGGAAUGGCUCAGCUUUGAGAACCUGUGGAAGAUCAACGUGGCCGAGAUCCGCAAGUCCGAGGGCGAUGAGAACGUUCUGAAGGCCUUCAAGGAUGCUAUCAUCAAGGCGAGUGAGGAGACCAAGGUCGACAAGAGACUCAUCCUGGCUUUGGUCAUGCAGGAGUCCACGGGCAAUGUUCACGUGGCGCCCUCCUGGUCUGGCAACUGCGGUAUCUUGCAGGCUCACCCGCCUUGCAGCUCGUACAACGACUUGAUCAGCGGCGGUGCUUCGGCCGUCGACGCCAUCCACACGAUGCUCAUGGAGGGUCUUCAGGGCACGAGCUCUGGCUACCCUGGUCUGGCGCAAGCCCUCAACAACGGCUCCUGGAAGGGCAACCCGUUCCCCGGCAACCCGUACGCGGCCGCGCGUAUCUACAACUCUGGCAGCAUCGCCGAAACUGCCGCCGGCUCCCACGGCGUCCUUGACGUUAGCGUCGUUCAGGGCGACGUUGUUGCGUACGCGAACGAUGUUGCGAACAGGCUGAUGGGCUGGAACGGCGACGUCGCUGGCUGUACCAUCAGUGCCACGGCGUGCGGUCUGCGCAGCAUGAGCGAGUGCGUCUAGGCGCGAGGAUAUGAGGAACGAUCUGGAAGAAACGAACCAUUAGUUCGAAGCCUUUCUGUCUUAUAUGCUGUUUAAUUCUGUAAUUCAUAGCCUAAUAUGGGCUCGGACUGGCGCGGUGGAAAACUGUAACUCCC